Molecule: messenger RNA, 1161 nt
Organism: Closterium sp. NIES-65
Lineage: Eukaryota; Viridiplantae; Streptophyta; Zygnematophyceae; Desmidiales; Closteriaceae
Source: the annotation of a GenBank genome assembly
AUGCAGAACAAUCUCCUCAGCUACCGCGUCGACUCCUUCACCACUCACUUCAAAUCCAUAACAGUGCUGGCCGACAUCGUGGCCUACUACAAUUAUUUCAUCGGCACCGUGCCUGCGCUCGGCCCGUUGCUGCUCUCUCUGGACGUGCGAGGAAACUUCCUCACAGACUUGCCCACAGCGAGCUACACGUGGUGUGGCUGUGCCGGGAACUGCAUGGCGGCCGCGACAGCGGCCGCAAAGUGCAUCAGCGGCGGCUCGGGUCAGCGGCCUGCAGCCGACUGUGCCCCCUGUGGCACUACGAACGCUGUGGGGCCUUUCUGCACGUCAGGCGGAGUGUGCACGGUGGACGCGAGUGCACGCAUCACUGCCGGCACUCUGAACCUGCCGGCGCAGCCCGCGCUGCCCAUGACAUGCUCGCUCCUCAUGGAUCCAGUGGAUUGUGCGUCCUCCUCACCCCGUGCUCCUCACCCCGUGCUCCUCACCCUGUGCUCCUCACCCCGUGCUCCUCACCCCGUGCUCCUCACCCCAUGCUCCUCACCCCGUGCUCCUCACCCCGUGCUCCUCACCCCGUGCUCCUCACCCCGUGCUCCUCACCCCGUGCUCCUCACCCCGUGCUCCUCACCCCGUGCUCCUCACCCCGUGCUCCUCACCCCGUGCUCCUCACCCCGUGCUCCUCACCCCGUGCUCCUCACCCCGUGCUCCUCACCCCGUGCUCCUCAUCCCAUGCUCCUCACCCCGUGCUCCUCACCCCGUGCUCCUCACCCCGUGCUCCUCACCCCGUGCUCCUCACCCCGUGCUCCUCACCCCGUGCUCCUCACCCUGUGCUCCUCACCCCGUGCUCCUCACCCCGUGCUCCUCACCCCGUGCUCCUCACCCCGUGCUCCUCACCCCGUGCUCCUCACCCCGUGCUCCUCACCCCGUGCUCCUCACCCCGUGCUCCUCACCUCGUGCUCCUCACCCCGUGCUCCUCACCCCGUGCUCCUCACCCCAUGCUCCUCACCCCGUGCUCCUCACCCCAUGCUCCUCACCCCGUGCUCCUCACCCCAUGCUCCUCACCCCGUGCUCCUCACCCCGUGCUCAUCCACUUCAUCCCUCCACUGUCCCCAGCACCACACUGUGUGCAUUCCCACUUCCCACCUCUACUCUCUCCUCCUCGCAUAA